CACAAGCAAGCGUUGAUAUUCCCACUUUCACUAUCGCUUCGUUGACAAGUGGUCGGGACACUGCUCGCGAUUUCGCGCAAUCUGCAGAGGCGGCGGGCAAUCAUGUCAUGGCUUUUGGAGCGUUCGCAUCGCACGCCAUACGACUUGGGCCUCUUGGGCGUCGACCAGGCCUUCCUGGCCUACGACCUGGGCAACAGGUCCACCGCUUUUCUCUACACACUGUCAGAGGAUUGUAAAAGGUGUCCCUAUCAAUUUGAGAGAAAGCUUGAUCAGAAUGAAGGAGCCAACUUUACAAAAAUCAGCACAAAGCAUGCGUGGAAAUUUCUUUUCACCGAAGACGACGGCGGCAUGUUCAUACAAAACAGCUCAAGCCAAUUUUGCGAACUAGAUGCUCAGCUAGGACAGUUUGGCGUGUACAAGAUUAAUGCAGAGAGUUGUGAUGUUGAAACUCUCUCCCAGCCGGUCAACAUCUACACGCCUCUCAUGUUCGUCACGUCAGUACUUCUGCUCGGCGGCAUAUUUAUUGGCUUUUGCGCAACGAUUUACAAUCAUUGCAAAAAUAGAAGACGAGAAUUGGAGCUGAGGACAGACGAAAUGAAACACCAAAUUGCUGAGGCAAAGCGGAAAAGAGUUUCAUCUCUGGACACUUUUCGAGGGAUCAGCAUUCUGCUGAUGAUAUUUGUCAACGACGGAGCUGGCGGCUAUCAAAUUUUAGAGCACGUAACGUGGGAUGGAUUCCAACUUGCAGACUUCGUUUUCCCUUGGUUUCUCUGGAUAAUGGGAGUUUGCAUACCGAUAUCAGUGAAAUCUCAAAUAAAAAGGACUGGCAGCAGGUUGAAGGUUAUCACCUCAAUUUUUAAGAGGUCGUGCAUUUUGUUUGGCCUUGGCGUGAUGCUGAACACUUUGGGAGUGGGACCAAAGCUUGAGACUCUACGGGUUUUUGGAGUUUUACAGCGAUUUGGCGUUUUGUACUUCUUGACUGCGGGGAUCUGCGCAAUUUGUUGGCCGACAAAUCAAAAAACGGAUGGCAAAUUUCUGGAUCUUGCUGCUCUCACCCCCCAAUGGCUGAUCCACCUGGCACUACAUUUGGUGCAUUUGUGCCUCAUCUUCCUACUUAACGUUCCAGGAUGCCCAAAUGGUUACUUAGGCCCAGGCGGCAUCACCGACGAUGGGCUUUAUCAAAAUUGCACUGGAGGAGUUUCUGGCUAUUUGGACAAAAUGAUUUUGGGAGAGGUUCACUUAUACCAGAACCCAACAACAAAAUUCGUGUACAAAACUGGACCUUUUGAUCCCGAAGGUCCUUAUGGUUGCUUGCCGUCGAUUUUAACCGUUUUUCUUGGAGUUCAAGCAGGGACGACCUUACUAAUGUAUAAGAAGUCUGUUCAAAGGAUUCUGCGAUGGGUUGCAUGGGGCGGCAUUUCCCUUGCUUUAGCAUAUUUGAUCUCGUUCGUGAUCCCCAUCAAUAAGAAUCUGUGGUCAACGUCCUUCAGUCUGGCAACAAGCGGUGCUGCCUUCUUGAUCCUCUCAGUUUGCUACCUUUUGGUGGAUAAGUUCAGACUUUGGAAUGGAGCUCCCUUCCUGUACCCUGGGAUGAAUGCAACAAUUAUGUACAUAGGGCAUAUGGUGGCUUACCAGUUGUGGCCCUGGCACUGGAGUUUGGGACCGAUGGGCACGCACUUGGUGUUGCUGAUCGAGGCGCUGUGGGGCGUUGGACUGUGGACCCUGAUCGCGUUCAUCCUUUACCGAAAGAAAUGGUUUCUUUCCAUCUAAUCAAAGUAGCCAGUGUUUUGUACUCAAAAUAGAUCACAUCUUAUUUAUUGUGGCGUGUUAACAAUUCCCUGAAUAAAUAUAAUUUCUUUUUGCUCUUA
This is a messenger RNA of Cloeon dipterum, 1868 nucleotides long. Its product is annotated as heparan-alpha-glucosaminide N-acetyltransferase-like. The transcript is spliced from 12 exons. NCBI's taxonomy places the organism in Eukaryota, Metazoa, Arthropoda, Insecta, Ephemeroptera, Baetidae. Bases 103 to 1770 code for a protein of 555 amino acids. The record is from RefSeq and is a predicted model, not a curated record.